This is a messenger RNA of Rhinolophus ferrumequinum (greater horseshoe bat), 135 nucleotides long. RefSeq names its product thymosin beta-4-like. Bases 1 to 135 code for a protein of 44 amino acids. The transcript has a single exon. Gene Ontology annotation, molecular function: actin monomer binding. The record is from RefSeq and is a predicted model, not a curated record. Lineage: Eukaryota; Metazoa; Chordata; Mammalia; Chiroptera; Rhinolophidae. Gene Ontology annotation, biological process: regulation of cell migration; actin filament organization. Gene Ontology annotation, cellular component: cytoplasm.
AUGUCUGACAAACCCGAUAUGGCUGAGAUUAAGAAAUUCAAUGAGUCGAAAUUGAAGAAGACAGAAACGCAAGAGAAAAAUCCACUGCCUUCAAAAGAAACGACUGAACAGGAGAAGCAAGCAGGCGAAUCAUAA